AUGUCACCUAUAAUGAAGGAAACUCCAUCAAAAGCAGCCGCAAGCGCACUUUCAGAUUUAGAACUUGGCGAAGCCAAGAAGGAUUUAGGAUCCCAGUUAGGAGCUGUUAAAGAAGAGACUGCUGCUGAUAUUGAUAUCAAGAUUGCCAAGGCUGUAGAAGAACACAAGAAGUUUAUCAAAUCUCACCAUGUGCAUCGUCAUAAAUUGAAGGCACUAGAGAAGGAUGAGCCUUUGCUAGUUGAGAAUAAGCGUCGUUUUGUUCUCUUCCCAAUCAAGUACCAUGAGAUUUGGGAAGCAUAUAAGAGGGCCGAAGCGUCUUUCUGGACUGCAGAAGAAAUCGAUUUGUCCAAGGAUUUGCACGAUUGGAACAACAGAAUGAAUGAGAACGAAAGGUUUUUUAUCUCUAGAAUUUUGGCGUUCUUCGCUGCCUCGGAUGGUAUCGUUAACGAAAACUUGGUGGAGAACUUCUCAGCUGAAGUGCAAGCACCAGAAGCGAAAUGUUUCUAUGGGUUCCAAAUUAUGAUGGAGAAUAUCCAUUCAGAGACUUAUUCCUUGUUGAUUGAUACCUAUAUUAAGGAUCCAAAGGAAAGUGAGUUUUUGUUCAAUGCUAUCGAAACUAUCCCACAAAUUAAAGAAAAGGCUGAAUGGGCUAUCAGAUGGAUUCAAGAUGAUGAUGCCUUGUUUGGUGAAAGAUUGGUUGCUUUCGCUGCUGUGGAAGGUGUGUUCUUCUCCGGUUCCUUUGCUGCUAUCUUCUGGUUGAAGAAGAAGGGGUUAAUGCCUGGUUUGACUUUCUCUAACGAGUUGAUCUGUAGAGAUGAAGGUCUACAUACAGACUUUGCCUGUCUACUCUUUGCCCAUUUGAAGAAUAAACCAAAUCCAGAAAUUGUGGAAAAGAUCAUUACAGAAGCUGUCGAAAUUGAAAAGAGAUACUUCAUGGAUGCUCUACCCGUUUCUCUAUUGGGUAUGAACGCAGACUUAAUGAACCAAUACGUGGAAUUUGUCGCCGACAGAUUAUUGGUCGCCUUGGGUAACAAGAAAUAUUUCAAUGUCACCAACCCAUUCGAUUUCAUGGAAAAUAUCUCCUUGGCUGGUAAGACCAACUUUUUCGAAAAGAGAGUCUCCGAUUACCAAAAGGCUGGUGUCAUCGCUAAGUCUUCCAAUACCGAAGCCCAGGAUGGUGCUUUUGCAUUUGAUGAAGAUUUCUAA
Kluyveromyces lactis is the source of this 1206-nucleotide messenger RNA. RefSeq names its product ribonucleotide-diphosphate reductase subunit RNR4 (gene RNR4). The record is from RefSeq and is a predicted model, not a curated record. Gene Ontology annotation, biological process: deoxyribonucleotide biosynthetic process. NCBI's taxonomy places the organism in Eukaryota, Fungi, Ascomycota, Saccharomycetes, Saccharomycetales, Saccharomycetaceae. Gene Ontology annotation, molecular function: oxidoreductase activity. The transcript has a single exon. The coding region runs from base 1 to 1206 and encodes 401 amino acids.